Pecten maximus is the source of this 4325-nucleotide messenger RNA. Its product is annotated as adhesion G protein-coupled receptor L4-like. Gene Ontology annotation, cellular component: membrane. Gene Ontology annotation, biological process: cell surface receptor signaling pathway; G protein-coupled receptor signaling pathway. The record is from RefSeq and is a predicted model, not a curated record. Gene Ontology annotation, molecular function: G protein-coupled receptor activity. Bases 92 to 1900 code for a protein of 602 amino acids. Lineage: Eukaryota; Metazoa; Mollusca; Bivalvia; Pectinida; Pectinidae. The transcript has 2 exons.
UCGAAAUGUGUUCUGUUAUCUGUGUAAUAAGAACGUACAAGGAGGAAACGAUUGUCCAGAAUACGAACCAAUAACUGGCGGCUUUGAUAUCAUGUCGUUCACAGCCAUUUUGGAUUUUAGGAUACUAAGUUCUACAGUCCCUUCCCCACCACAUGACACCGAGAAGUGUUCAUCAAAUCAGCAGUACGACAGAUACAAGGACGUCUGUAGAAACAUGACGUGUGCUACGGGGUCAAUAUACAUGGACGGGGAGUGUAAACGACAAUACACCAGUGAGGCUUUCAAGUCUUAUGACGUCUAUUUCCGGAUAACACCGGAACAUGAUUUCUGCGUGGCUUCCCUUGACCUGUUUGGUACCGAGCUGAGUAUGUCUGUAUUCUCAACACUUAAUGGCUCCUCCUCUCUCAGGAACAGUAUAUGUUCGUUCGCUCCUCUAUUCAUGCCCGGAAAUGAAGACUGCGACGGCAAGAACUUAUCAUCAGUAACAUACGCACUGAUCCAUGUAGGAAUCUACUUGUCUGCCGUUCAUUCUGUUGACCAGGUAUUGACAGAGUUGUCGUUACUGGACAACAGUUUAAUCGUUGUCGGUUCCCACAGAUUCACAAUAACAAUCGAUUCGAGAUAUUAUGGAGAAAUAGCGUUUGACUCCCUCAUUGACACACGGCGUUAUACGGAUCCCGAUACAAAGAAGAUACUCUUGAGGCUGCACUCCAAUCGUAUCGUGUCCAACAUAGGCCAGUAUCCUAUACGACACCUGCGCGUGACGGAGUUGAUAUACUGCAGACGCGUGUUUUUGCCAUCCAAAGAGUAUAGCGUCACUUUUAAUGAAGGCUCCAUCUGUCUGGAAAUGAUCAGUCUAUUUCUGACGAACGGAACAUAUAAACAAAAGCAGAACGGUCUAGAAAUGUGUGCAGAUCUUUAUUUUGCGCAUGUUCAAAAAUUGUCACGUGAUAGCCCAAAGACUGAGGUUUGUGACUCUAUACAUGUUAGUACAUGGAAUGCGUUGGGUCUUAUGUCGUUGAUUCCUGCAACCAUGUCGAUAAUUUCCCUUAUUUUGACUAUUUUGACGUAUGGCUUAUUUGAAUCUUUGCGAACAACACCCGGUAAAAACAAUAUGUUCCUAUCCAUAAACAUCCUCGUCACUCAGUGUCUGUUUCAGUUUGGGUCGGGACAGAGAUCUUUGGGAGUAGGUUGUGUUGUGAUCGGUGUCUUGAUGCACUACUUCUGGCUGUCGGCCGUCGUCUGGACGAACAUUUGUUCCUUUCACAUGUUUAGAGUUUUCUCUAGCUUGAAAGCAAAGACCAUGAGUUCACUGAGAGACGAGAAAAAACACAUGGUAACGUACAUAAUGUAUUCAGUGUUGACUCCCUUGGUAGUCGUGGCUGUAAACAUCCUUGUUAACUUAGUGACGUCAGACUGGUCAGACAUCGGUUACGGAGGCUGCGUCUGUUAUAUUUCAUCAAAACAUAUGAUUAUUUACACUUUUGCAAUUCCUUUAUUUGUUAUUCUUUUGCUUAACAUAAUAUAUUUUGUAAUUGUGGUAAUGGCUAUUCGACGAUCACAACAUUCCAAACUUUCUUCUAACAAAGACAAUGUAUCGAUCUUUGUGUAUGUGAAGCUUUCCUGUGUGACCGGCGCCUCCUGGAUAUUUGGCUUUCUAUACAUCUGGAAAAGAUAUGACGUAUUUUGUUACCUUUUCGUUAUUCUUACUGCCGGACAGGGGAUCUUCAUCUUUUUGUCGUUCAUUUGUUCCAAACGAGUUCUGAAAAUGUACAGUAAAUUAAUGAGGUGUCCCAGUUCAAACAGAAACACAUCCUCUUCCGGGACAAAUAAGCCGGUAUUAUCAUACCUGUCGUCACAUUCACAGAACAAUGUACAUCAAUGUACAACCAGAAUGUAAAGAUAUGAAUGGCAUAUUGAUGGGUGGUGGGACGGCACAGUGGUAAUGGAACUGCAAUUCAUUUAAGCGGCCAGGGUUCGAUUCCCCCAUCGGACAUGAAAAGGUAUGGGUCACGUUUCCGACCAUGUGAGCUUUCCCUGGGUACUCCGAUUUCCUCUCAUAGUAAGAACCCUCGCGCGCUUUCGUCAGGGCUAAAGAUCGUGAUUAAUAUAAGUUGAUAUAACUUGCUUGCAAUUGUUGUAGAAUAUGUAAAGUUAACUUGUUUUUGGGAUAAAAUAAUUCAAUUCCAAGGAAUUUCUAUUACAAUGCAGACAACAUGAUAAACACGAAUCAUAUUACUUGCGUAACGUCCAUGUACAUGACAAUAAUUUUAUCUUUAUUCAUCCAGUGAUCGGGAACAUAAUAAAAGUGGUGAUGGUUGCGCUCAAGAAGAAGUGCUGUCCGUCAGAGUACACAAAUAUAACCUGGGUAUAACUUGCAAUAAAUUGUAAAAAAUAAAAUCAAUGUGCAAUCUGAUAUAUUUACCUAGCGUUUAAACAACACUUUGUUAUAAGGUGAUGGCUAUGCCAUAAAUAAGGAUACGUGUACUUCGAUUAAUUUCUUUCGUCUGGUUAUUUUGGCGGAGAUAUUUGUGAGCUAGCAAUUACAAUAAUACCUUUACGUUAUGUGUAAAUGUUCCUCUUAUUAUUAUUUCUUUGCACGGUGUUUAUAAAAUUACGAUGACAAGUUCUUAUAUCCAUUUAAUGCAUUUAUUUCAGUAGGAAUAUGAUUAUAAAAUAUAUACAUAAAACACAACAAAUAAAUACUUACUAUUUUCUAUGAAUGGACUUAUUAGUCACAACUUGAAUAAACUGGAAGUCGACAAAGCAUGGUAUAAGUGGCAUACCACAAUCAAGUAAAUUAAUUAAAUAUAAUUAACGGUUUCCGGGUGACCAGCUUCCCAAUUUUAAUGACGCAAUCAAUGAACAUUUAAUUUACGGUUUCCGGAUGACCAGCUCCCCGCCAUUUCAAUCAAUAAUUAUUUACAAUUUCUGGUUGAUCACAUACCCGCUUAUUAUGGGUCAAAUAAAGGGCAGAUCAAUUAAUGGAGUCUUGGUGCCCAUAUCCCUUUUAAAUAGAAUAUGAAUUCAACUUUCAGCUGAUCAAUAUACAGCUGCACAAUCAGCAGAUCAGUGUUCACAUCAAUAAAUCAAUAGUCCAUAACAUUGUCAAUGAUUUGUUUUAUCAAUAUACUGGAUUAUAAAACAUAAUCAAAUUUCACUUUUGCCGCAAAUCAUGCUUCAUGUAUACUGAAAUAUACCUGUUAGUUUCACAAACAAACCAACUCCAAUACUGUGGCACAUGAAGCUUACACAUAAACCAGUCUGUUCUUCAGAUAUCGGGGGGGAUGACGAGGUUCUAUACUCGCACAAAUUCAAAAUGCGUAGAUCUUGACUGGCACAUGCUGUCUGGUCAUCCCAAUUAACUGAAAGUCAAUGCUAGAGAAGCAGCAGCUACAUAGCAGAUAAAGGGUGGGGGAAUAGUGGGCUUUACGAAAAUUCUCUUUGCCGAUGGUAAACUUAUUAGAAUUAAAUAGACCAUUUUCAUAUUCAAGUAUGCAUGCGCCGUAACCUAUACUACGACAGGGACGCUAAGCGAAAUCACGCGUGACUAUCCGUUACUUGAAUUUGAGGGGGCAAGCGAGAAAGUAUGGCGGAGGCCUAGGGUUAACGUGUAAGCUAGGAGUAACCGUAGAUCAAAGAAUUCAGUAGUAUCGUUCUUUAGAUUCCCUCUAAAUGCACAUCGGAGAAGAUUGUGGAAAGUUGCCAGUCAGCGUGACGAAAAAUCUUCAGAAUUACUGAGCACACGAAGGUGUGUUCACCAUUUUGUCACUGGUAAACCGUCGAAAGACUCGAAACAUGUUGACUUUGUGCCUACUCUUAAACUGCACAAACGUGAGAUAAGUGCUAAAUGCAGAACAUCUUCUACUAGUAAAAAGAUCUCAGAAUGGACGACUUCAGUUGACGCAGGCUUCUAUUUCCAUAUCAGUUAGUAUUUCACAAAUUAUAACAUAUAAACAUAAUUAUAUAACAGAAUAUCAAUAACCAUAGGUUACAUUCUUGAGGUUGUUUAAACGUGCAUUCAUCAAUGUACAUAAAAAUUCUUCUGAUGAUGCCCAGUACGGAAUUUGCUUUAUUAAUGGCGUUUCGUGUAUGUAUUGGACAGUUCAAUCUAUCAUCUACUGAUAUGCCAAAAUAUUUUCAAAUGAAUUAUUUUUUAGUGUGAAGUGUUCUCUGUUUUGUCCUUUUAAUUUAUUUUCCCGGUGCUCAAACAUUUUUAUGUGGAGGAGCUUAUAUUUGACAAUUUCUGAAGUGUAUCUAAAUCAGGCGUAAGAUGUACCCUAGAAUGGUUGGCUUACUAUCAUCUGCUCUAAAUUUGAUAUUUC